CAGUGCACAGAUAUGAAGCAUCUCGCAAUCUUCCUGCUGGUCGCUGCAGCCGUGCUGAUCGAAGUGCAGGGACAGAUUGAACCAUGCUUGCUGUGGAUGAAACCGCAGCCAACGUGCCCCACUAACGAACGAUACACGUGCUGCAAGCCAUGUCGCGAGGCCACAUGCCUGUCCAAGGGAUUGCUUGCCAAAUGUGCUGGGCCCUGCAAAGGAGGAUGUGUUUGUAAAAAUGGCUACAUACGCGCCAUAAACAAUGGUAAAUGUGUUCUACCAUUGAAAUGCUCCAGUACUUUCCCAUUUAAAGUAUGAUUUCUAGAUUGAUGAAGGCGAUGAUUUUUCUCGGAGCAGAAUAAAGCCAUUUUUCAGUUUUCCAAAUGCAAACCCAAAAGCAUUCUUUUCCUUUCAACUGUGUGGGUGCGAUAAAUUCAAGCACCCUGCACCAUAGCAUUCCAGCAGUGGAACGUUUCAUUUCUCGUAUGAUCGAUCAGAAAACGCCUCCCGCACUCAAUCAGUCGGUCGGUUCCGCCCGGGAGGUACAAUUAUUUUUCACCUUAACAUCUAAAUCCCCACCAUUGCCAUUGGAGGCAUCGCUUGUCAUGGUAAGGUGCUCAUCACGCAUUGAUGACCCAUGCUGAAGGGAACGGGAAAAGAGGGACUGAAAGGUGGACAAAGACAAUGGGGGGGGGGAGGGGGCAAAGUCCCGUAUCGAUAAAC
Messenger RNA from Anopheles merus, 714 nucleotides. RefSeq names its product chymotrypsin inhibitor Ani s 6-like. The coding region runs from base 13 to 309 and encodes 98 amino acids. The record is from RefSeq and is a predicted model, not a curated record. Lineage: Eukaryota; Metazoa; Arthropoda; Insecta; Diptera; Culicidae. The transcript is spliced from 2 exons.